Messenger RNA from Suillus bovinus, 702 nucleotides. RefSeq lists its product as uncharacterized. The record is from RefSeq and is a predicted model, not a curated record. The transcript has 2 exons. The coding region runs from base 1 to 702 and encodes 233 amino acids. NCBI's taxonomy places the organism in Eukaryota, Fungi, Basidiomycota, Agaricomycetes, Boletales, Suillaceae.
AUGGCCCCUUUGGAUACCCAACCUAUCAAGUCACUCCCAGCAUCCAGGGCUGGGAAUAUGGUCGUCCGCAGUUACCAGUCCGGGUCCAUGGAUCGUCAUACCAUGAUUGAUGUCAUUAUCAUAACUGUGAUAUUUAUCGCACUCCUACUAUCACUUUCUGCCUUGGCAUGCCUCCGACCUACAUCCUUGAGCUCACCUCGUGCAGCCCCAGUUCUUGGCACUUCUGUGCCCGUCGCCAAUACAGCCACGCCUGUACAUUCAACUGCGACCCCUGGACGCAGCAUCCACUACUCCAGGCAUAUAUUAGUGAUGUCGCUAUUAUUGCACAAGUGGUGGCCACGCACAUUCCAAAAUGGCGUUCCUCGGUCUGACAUGGGUACUGCGGCCCACCAUGAACAAACUCUGUUUCGUGCUGCUCAACUAUCUGCCCAUACCUCAUCAGCAGGCAUAAGCACAGAGUUCUAUACUCGCCCACUAAGCUUCACCACUUUUUCGCCCACUUCUUUGUCGGGGGGACCCAGCAUCGUCGACACUUUCGUUGACACCGAAGCCGUGGAGCUUCAUAUGCUUGGUGGCAGUAAACCCUUGAGUGCAUCCUCAUUAGCAGUAGCCGACGACGCAGACAUACCUGUGCUGUCUGCUACGGAGUUCAGUGUCCCCGUACACGCGGGUACGGUGUUUGCGGCAGCUGACCCAUUAUGA